Molecule: messenger RNA, 1042 nt
Organism: Hermetia illucens (black soldier fly)
Lineage: Eukaryota; Metazoa; Arthropoda; Insecta; Diptera; Stratiomyidae
Gene: Rpp30
Product: ribonuclease P protein subunit p30
Exons: 6
Coding region: 107-994 (295 amino acids)
Biological process (GO): tRNA processing
Cellular component (GO): nucleolar ribonuclease P complex
Molecular function (GO): RNA binding
Source: RefSeq, a predicted model, not a curated record
UGUGCUCGCACGUGUGACAGCAGCUUGUUUACUAUCAUAAUUGACAGUGUUUUAACCCACCUUUUAUCGGCAAUUUUCUAGGCAUAUCCUAAAAGGAACCGACAGAAUGGAGAAGACCAAGGGCUUCUACGAUUUCGGCAUAUCCUACCAAAAUGACAAAGUCGCUUUGAUAAAAAUUCUUAAAGAGUCUUAUGAACUUGGUUACCGAACUGUUGCGAUAGAACAAGUGUUCGACCAUUCAAAAAAGGAUGCCUCCAAGCGGUCAAGUGACACAUUUCCCGCGCCCAUCGAGCUGAGCUUCCUUGACGAAUUCAGAGACAAAUUGAAAAUUCUUAACAGGCUCACGAUUGUAUAUUCGGACGUUGGUGUUGCACAUGCUAUGACAAACUCCUUGAACCUUAGAAAAUACCACUUGGUCGCUGGCUUGCCAAAAUCCGAUGCUGCUCUCACGCAUUGCUGCACAGUGUUCAACGGGGACAUAAUCAGCUUCGACCCAGACACGAAACUAUUGGUUAACCGGAAGGCGUACCAAAUGGCGGUGAAGCGCGGCCUUUGCUUCGAAGUCAAAUACGUGCCAGCAAUAGUUAACUCGUCGCAGCGGAAGGAAAUGAUUCGGAUUGCACACAAUUACCACGCAAGAGGGAAGUCGAGGAACAUCAUCUUCUCGAGCGGAGCCACGAAUGAAUUUGAGCUACGUGGACCGUAUGAUGUUGCGAAUUUGGCUCUUAUUUUUGGACUGACUGAGGAGCAAGGAAAAGGGGCCGUUCUCAACACUUGCCGUGUUCUCUUUCUCAAAGCUGAAUCACGACGAUUGGGCAAGACAGUAAUGUUCGUGAAGCAACUGGGGCCCACGGUCCUAUCCUCGACCUCGGAAGACAGUGAGAGCGAAGACGAUGAUGGUGAGGACGCAGGAAGGCUGGACGAUAACGAUAAGGACAUGGAAAGUGACGAUGUCACCGAUGAACAACCACACAAAAAGAAAAAGCUUAGCUAGCCAUGAUUGCGGGUAGUAGUCAAUAAUAAAACUAUAUAAUUAAAAAGA